AACCCAAAAUAUUAUAUUAGCCAUCUUAGAAAAAUCUUAUAAUAGCCAACAUAGUUAAUAGAGAGACUGAGUUACGGUUGCUAAACCAAAACCGUGAUUUUAAUGUGUUCAUACACUUUUAAUGAUUUUGUUCAAAUCAAAGUUCCCAGCAAACCCAUUUCUAAGCAUUUUUCAACAGUAUCUUAGCUUAACCAGGUUAACCUCGAGCGGCCCACCGUACAAGAAAAAUUGACAGUAAAAUUUGAAACAAUGGUAAUAAAAAAUAGAAUUGUAUUAGUUUUAAAAUCGAAUGAAACAAAAGCAACUCUGUUUCAUUUAAUAACGAUAUAAAUUUAAUUGGAGGUAAUUUGUACUAGUAUAAGAGCCGAGGAGGGGUGGAGUGGUGUGAUGACCUCCCCGAGUGGGCGACAGGGGGAAGUUUGGGUGGGUUUCGGCCUGCCCAAAGGUCCGUCUGUCUCCCCUGGUCCACCCUGGGCAACGACACUAGCGACUGGCAUUCGUGCCUCUUUCUAGUGGCGGCUAACAUCCACACUGGUGUCGUCAGUGGGUGUGGGUUACUACUGACGACCUAUACAUAACCCACCUGUGCUAGGACCUGCACAGUUGAGCGCCGUAUGCAAGGAUGAUGAGAUCCUGGGGAUUGAGCCAUUGCCAACCCGCGUGGCAACACGUCUACUUUGGCCCUGAUUUCGGGCAAAACGGUAGCCCGGACUACUAGCCAUGGUCUGGGAAAUGGUCAUGUGAGGUACCGUAAGUGGGCUCACCGCGAGAAGUGUGGGGGCCGUAGAGGCAGUUUCGGCUGAUCAUGUGGUGGUGAACGGCCAUGCUGAAGGAGUGCGUUUAGGUGAUACUGGCGUAGGGCGUCUGACCUGGACGGCCCUACGUCCCACAUUUACAAGCUCCUGAUGUCGCGCAACUAGCCAACUCCUCAUUUCUAUACCCGAGUCGGUGUCCUAACGACUGAAAGCACCUUCUAUACGUGUGAGUAAGCGUUCCCAAAAGUGCGGGCCCUUGUAGGGUGGGAGCUGAUGAGGAUGAAGUUUACUGUAUGAACCAUGGAUAACAGGUCGUCAAAUAACAAACCCCAGGCUGAUCCAGCGGCGUCCAUCGCUAAUGGUGAGGCCACACAGGUGAGACAAGCUGUUCCAGCGACAGUGCGUCAAGCCAACAACUCGGCUUGUCCGCAACCCAGUUCAUCUGGUGAGCAGGCUGGCCCAGACUUCUUCCAGGACUGGCAGGAAGUGGACAUCAGGCCCAAGAAGCGAGCGACUGGUGGUAAGCCUCGCUCUGCCGGACCUGUGAAGUCUUCAACUUCCAACCCACCUCCCCCUGUUCAAUGUCGAGGAAGGGUGGCUAAGAAGACGAAGAAGAACAAGAACCAGCGGCGUGCGGCUCGUCUAGCACGAGAGCUGCAGCUGGCCACCACACGAAACCCUGCAACUAGGGAGGGGGCACAGGCUUCCCAGAGGCAUGCACCCAAACCAGCGCCGAACUUGCAGGCGGCUGCUGGCGGACCUCCGCCGAAGGGGAAAGGUUCCACCAUAACCCCUCAGGCUAGAACGUCGGCCAGUACCCCUGAGAGUCCGGCCCCAGGUCCACCCAAACGACAGCCCGGAAAGUUGCCCGCUGCUAAAAGGACGCGGGAUGAACCCUUCUCCCCGCAAGGAAAUAACAAAAAGCAGCGAUUGGUGAGCCCCAGCCAACCGGGCGUGUCGUAUGCACAAGCAGCGGCAUCUGACCUGACGAUCGUCAUUACUGACGCGAAGUCAGGAAAGAUCUCAGCUGAUCAAUCAAAUGCUAUUCUCCGCGGUUUGCACCAAGCAAUCGUGGAGGAGGCAAGAAAAAACAUAGUGGGAGCAACGCCACCUAAAUUCAAGGGCAAGCCAGUCUUCGCUGAGGGGCAGCUGAGGGUCUUCGCGGAAGACGAAAACUCAGCUGCCUGGUCUCAGCGGUGCGUCAAGGCCCUAACCUUGCCAAACAUUUCACUGACGGCUAUUCGCCAGUCGGAGAUGGCAAGGAGAGUUAAGUGCGGGCUCCUAAUACCGAACAUAAACAAUUCGUCCUGGGAAGACGUCCGGCAGGCAGCUGAUGGACUAAAAUACCAGAACGAAUGGGCCAAGGUCGGUACCUGGUCCAUUAUUGAGAUACUGCGGCAAGACCAGGGGUGGUUUGUCGCCUUUACAAUCUCCGAGGACCUUGUCCCUGCCUUCAUGGAAAGGGGCAGAUCCCUGAACUGUGGGGUGGGAAAUGUCUAUCUCAGGUUCAGGGGUCCUGGAGGCAAAUACGUGGACCAGCCCCCCACCCUAAGGGUAACGGGUGCACAAGUCCCAAACCAACAAGCCGCGGGCACCCCCGGGCAGUGCACGUCUAUCUCCGGGGAGAAAGUUGCCCCCCCGUCGAUAUCCAAGCCGUCGAUACCCGAGGUCUCAUGCGAGGGUGAGGACUUGUCGGCUUGGAUAGAGUCGGGGUCAGCCGACAUGUUGGAGGAAGAGGAGAUGCAGAAUGGCGCCCCUACCACCGACAACACGGACACGAACUAGUGUCCUCCAAGCAAACCUCCAGCACAGUGUAGCCGAUAUAGCCCAACUGAGGCUUUGCCUACAGCCGUUGCCCUCCUACAAGAAACUUGGACGGGCAGCAGACACAUACGCGGGCUCUCAUAAGAGAUCUGUGUGCGAUUACACUACAUACAAGUUCCACUGCCAACAGGCUGUCGCGACCUAUAGUCGAAGUAAGGUAAGGCUAUCAAUUAAACAGUAGGUCUUAGCUUCGUAAAUAUAAGGGUCAAUUCAUAACUGUCAAAAUUUACUUCUCAACUUACUCCGACUAUAGUCCUCGCUUCGGCGUGCAUGCAGGAGAGGACGAGCCUCCGCCAGCCGAACUACAACUACUGGUCAGCCACUUCGAAAGAGCAGGCCUUGCAGUAAUCAUCGGGGCCGAAUCCAACG
This is a messenger RNA of Cydia pomonella (codling moth), 2948 nucleotides long. RefSeq lists its product as uncharacterized. The record is from RefSeq and is a predicted model, not a curated record. The coding region runs from base 1056 to 2540 and encodes 494 amino acids. The transcript has 2 exons. Lineage: Eukaryota; Metazoa; Arthropoda; Insecta; Lepidoptera; Tortricidae.